Pelodiscus sinensis (Chinese soft-shelled turtle) is the source of this 2737-nucleotide messenger RNA. Lineage: Eukaryota; Metazoa; Chordata; Testudines; Trionychidae. The record is from RefSeq and is a predicted model, not a curated record.
GUAGCGCUGGGCUCGCACUGAUAGGCAGGAACCUGUUGGGCACGAGGCCCUCGUGGGUGGGGCUGAUGCAUUGGGUCAGGCAAGGUCAGCACAUGGGACUUUCCAGCGGGGGGGCAGCAGGAAGGACAGACGUACAGACACACACAUGGUUAAUGGUUUGCAGUGGGGCUAGUCACAGAGCCGGGUUAUAUCUCCCCAGCAGAACGGCAGCGCUAACAUGUUCUGUCGCUCUCCCCUGCCCUUCUGCUUGCCUGGAACUGGCACCCUGGAGCAUGCCAGGCACAACGUCUCGUCUUGCCCGGCCCCACGGUUUCCCAGCAACUCAGCCAAAAGCGCUAGCACCCAGAGCCCUGCGCAGAUGCACAAUCAUGUAUCUGCGUCCGUAUCCGUACAAAUGAGCCAGUGCUAUCUGCAGCCGUGUCUGCAGAUCCUCGCUGAUAUAAAGUCAAUAUCGGCACCUGUCAGGGCUCUGCUAACUCCCAUGCUUUCUCCCCACCCUGCCCCACUCCCAGCCACCUGGCUCAGCCCUGCCCUGUAAACAACUCAGGCUCCAGUGGAGAAUCGGCAGCGACCAGCGCAGCCUGCGUAGGAAUCAUUACGAAAGGAACAGAAUAAGACAGAAAAUACCAUAUUGCCUCGGUAUAAAGUCACGGUAAGGCCACAACUUCAAUGCUGUAUGCAGAUCUGGUCACCCCAUCUAAAUAAAGCUAUCUUGGAUUUGGAAAAGGAACAUCCAAGACAACAGAAAUGAUUAGGGGUUUGGAACAGCUUCCAUAUGAGGCGAGAUUAACAAGAGAGGGACUUGUCAGUCAUUUCUUUUCCAAGUUGAAAUCUGGGGGGAUAUGUUAGGGGUCUAGCAUAUCAUGAAUGGUGUGGAAGAAUAGAAUCAGGAAACAUUAUUUACUCCUUCACUAACAUAACACAAGAAGCCGAUCCACUGAAAUUGUAUAGGCAGCAGAUUUAAAUGAAAUUAUUUCUUCAAUCAAGCUGUGGGACUCUUUGCCUGGAGAUGGUGGAAAGGCCCCAACGAUGUUAGGGUGCAGAGAGGAAGAUGCAGACUUCUAUUGACUGCACCUGCCGUCCAGCCUUCUUUUCUCCUGGGCCAGUUCAUCUAGGAGGAAGAGUGGAGAGAGGCCUAUGCUGUUGUUUUAGCUAAUGAGCAUGACGGACCAAGGUGCAGCUGAGAGCCGGUGAGAAGGGGAUGGCAGCAGCGGAGACAAACCAGCCCCUGGAAAGGGAGCAUUGCAGUUUGAGAUGGGGAAACUGAGGCCCAGAGGAGGACAUGCCACAUCCUAGGUGCAGAUAGUUGUCUGUGGUGGAGCAAGGAUUUGAACCCAGGAGUCCUGACCCUUACUCACUAGGCACCUGCUGCCUGCAACAGCCAUGAAGAUGUUCCUCGUGUACUGGCUGCACUUCCCAGUUCUGAUCAUGGGAACAGUGCAGUCAGUACCAGACAUGGUAGCUCACUUCGGGGGGGACGUCACCCUGAGCUGCCUCUUCCCCUCCCAGCCCAGGAUGAACCUUGAUCGUCUGACCCUCACCUGGCAGAAGGAGCUGGAGCAGGCGAGGGCAGAGCCCCGGGUGGUUCAUAGUUACUACUAUGGGAAGGACCAGCUGGAGAGACAGGAUGCGGCUUAUCGGAACCGGACGUGGCUGGAUGCCGAGGGGCUGGCCCGGGGGAAUGCAUCCCUGGUGCUGAGGGGCGUCCGCACGCAGGACGAGGGCGUCUAUUGCUGCCAUGUUGCCUCGGAGCAGGGCAGCAGGACUGAGAACUGGGAGCUGCGAGUGGGAGCCCCGUUCAGCGAGCCCCAUCUGAAUGUCAGCCUCUCCAGCGCCGGGCUCAGGCUGACCGCCUGCACAGGGGGCGGGGACCCCGCAGCCACAGUGCGGUGGCUGGACGAGGCAGGUGGGGACAUCAUGGCAGAGAGCACCACGGAGCAGCGGGCGGAUGAACAGGGCCUGUACCACGUAACCAGCUGGGUCACGGUGCCGCUUGAGACUCGCAGCGCCCAGCUGACCUUCAUGUUAACCCCUCGUGUGCUGGGAGUGCCGAUCACCCGGUCCCUGAGCCUGGAGCUGAGCCCAGGGCUCCUGGGUCCCCCAGCCUCCUGCCUGGGGAGCCGCCUGGCUGUUCUCUGUGCUGCCUGCCUCUUCCUCCUCCUGCUGGUCUCUGUGUUUCUCUGCCAUCUCCGCCAAGGCCCAGUUGGCUCCUGCUCCCGGAGGAAGGCUGAGCAGGAAGAACCUAAAGAGGCCUCUUGCCUGGUCCCAGCUGGGCUCAGCUCAGGACAAGUCGGCCCCGCUGGCCAUGAGCAGCCAGCCGGGGCUGAGACCUAGGGGACUGGCUGGGCAGAGCUGGAGUCACCAUCAGCACCAAGCGGGCUCUGUUAUCUCACAGCAACUGAGCCCUGGGAGGAGCUAGGACAAUUCACACUGCUUGGCUCUACCAUCCAGCCAUGCUCCUCUGCCUGCUGCCCUGGACCUUGGCCAAGAGCUGGGAGACCAACCCCAUCUUCUCGCAGAGUCACCGCAGGGUCUCUGGCCUGUAAAAUGGGGAUAACGCUUCUCAUGUAACACUACUGAUGUAACACUACUGAUGUAACGCUGCUGAUGUAACACUACUGAUGUAACACUACUGAUGUAUUAUGCCAGGAUGGCUGCUGAGUUUCCAAGUGAGGUUUAGUUCAGGUUGUCGUUCAUUGUUAUUUAUUAUUUGUGUCAUUAAAUAUGUUCAUCUUUG